This is a messenger RNA of Glossina fuscipes, 693 nucleotides long. RefSeq lists its product as uncharacterized. The record is from RefSeq and is a predicted model, not a curated record. Gene Ontology annotation, cellular component: nucleus; cytoplasm. NCBI's taxonomy places the organism in Eukaryota, Metazoa, Arthropoda, Insecta, Diptera, Glossinidae. The transcript has a single exon. Bases 1 to 693 code for a protein of 230 amino acids.
AUGGAUAUUCAAGCAGCAGAAUCCAAGCUAAGCGACGUUACUGUGACUCCAUUACCACAGGCGCAUAAUUGCAAUCAGCAACGCGAGGAACCGCCCCAAAUACAAACCUCUGCAGUAAAUCAUUCAUCUGGAGAGAAUCAUCAGGUACGGUCUCGCAGCAAUGCCGAAGAACGCGAUGCAGUGGCAGCGAUUCCGCUUGCUAUGGCCAACAAUAAUUUUAAUAAUGCGUCUGGGACCACUAAUGCGCAAAUCUGCGUAGCCUUAGCAGCUUACCAUUAUGUGCGUCAACUGCAAGCUCAAUUGGCAUUGUUGCACCAGUACGCUUCAAGUGCCCAAGCAACGGGUGGCUCAGUGUGGCCAUACGUCAAUCAAAAUUUGGCGAAUCUAAUUGCUUCGCAACAUUGCGAUACGCAGUCUUCAUCGCCCACUGUUGUAACCACGCAAACUUCAGGAAAUAUCACCACACCGAUGACUUCGGCCGCUAAUUUGCCGUCCAGUGCUGCUAUAGCCGCCAACGGUCGCCUUAGCAAAUACGCUCAACUGUUAGCCGUUAUCGGGGAAAUCGGUCGUGAUCUACGUCCUGCUUCCAUCGGUUCGCGUAGCUCUACGGAUCGUCUUAAGCGUAGCAUAAGACAUGCCCGCGUAUUGGUGGGCGAAUGCAUUACGGAACUCGAACGUUCCAGCCUUGACUAA